Octodon degus (degu) is the source of this 3426-nucleotide messenger RNA. RefSeq names its product poly(A) RNA polymerase D4, non-canonical (gene Tent2). Gene Ontology annotation, cellular component: cytosol. The coding region runs from base 412 to 1866 and encodes 484 amino acids. NCBI's taxonomy places the organism in Eukaryota, Metazoa, Chordata, Mammalia, Rodentia, Octodontidae. The record is from RefSeq and is a predicted model, not a curated record. Gene Ontology annotation, molecular function: poly(A) RNA polymerase activity. The transcript is spliced from 16 exons.
AGUUUGUACACCUCGUCGGGCCUCGUUUCUCGUGCUGCACCUCCGCUGUCGCGCUGGGCCAUAGGUCGCCGGCCUGAACCAGAGCCGGGCCUGGGCCUCCCGGGGCGCCCCUGCCUCCUCUGCCGGGCGGGCCUCGCCAGGCCACCGCGGUGCGCGGCGGGCGCUGCGCUGUGCUGCUUUCCGACUGCCCUGAGGAGAAACCCGCAGGCUCUAGAGGGCAGUCCCUGGGAAGCUGCGUCCUUGCGGACUCAGGGCCUCUUGGAUUUUCUCUGCCUCGCGUCCUGUCCUGCCUGUCCGAUCCCUGUCGGGGACCACAGAGGGAAGAUUGUCUCAGAACUUCUGCAUGGUGUUUCAGAGGGCAGUGGAGAACGAAGGAAUAAGAAUACAUGUGUACUUCCAGUGAGCAAGAGCAUGUUCCCGAAUUCAAUUUUAGGUCGCCCGCCCUUCACUCCAAACCAUCAACAACAUAAUAACUUCUUUGCUUUGUCACCAACUUUUUAUUCACACCAGCAGCUUAUAGAUGCACAGUUCAAUUUCCAGAAUGCAGACUUAUCUAGAGCUGUGUCUUUACAGCAACUAACAUAUGGAAAUAUCAGUCCCGUACAGACUUCAACGUCCCCAAUAUUUCGAGGAAGGAAGAGAUUAAGUGAUGAAAAAAACCUGCCUCUUGACAGUAAACGGCAACGAUUCCAUUCACCCCACCAAGAGCCAACUGUAGUUAACCACAUAGUGCCUUUAUCAGGUGAACGAAGAUACUCAGUGCCACCAUUGUUUCAUACACCCUAUGUUCCAGAGAUAGUCAGAUGUGUUCCACCUUUUCGAGAAAUACCAUUUUUAGAACCUAGAGAAAUUAUACUGCCUGAAGCCAAAGAUAAGUUGAGCCAGCAGAUACUGGAGUUAUUUGAAACAUGUCAGCAGCAAGUGAGUGACUUAAAGAAGAAAGAACUCUGUCGGGCACAGCUGCAAGGGGAGAUUCAGCUGCUUUUCCCACAAAGCAGACUUUUUCUGGUCGGGUCGUCUUUAAAUGGAUUUGGUACCCGGAGUAGUGAUGGUGAUUUAUGUCUGGUUAUUAAAGAAGAGCCAUGUUUUUUUCAGGUAAAUCAGAAGACUGAAGCACGGCAUAUACUCAUGUUAGUCCAUAAACACUUCUGUACUAGACUUUCUGGCUAUAUUGAGAGACCUCAGCUGAUUCGAGCGAAAGUGCCAAUUGUGAAGUUCAAGGAUAAAGUCAGUUGUGUGGAGUUUGACUUGAAUGUAAACAAUAUUGUUGGAAUAAGAAACACAUUCCUUCUCAGAACUUAUGCAUACCUUGAAAAUCGAGUUCGUCCAUUAGUGCUGGUGAUUAAGAAGUGGGCAAAUCACCAUGAGAUAAAUGAUGCUAGUCGUGGUACUUUAAGCAGCUAUAGCCUUGUGUUGAUGGUUUUGCACUAUUUACAAACCCUACCUGAACCCAUCCUUCCAUCCCUCCAAAAAAUUUACCCAGAAUCUUUCAGUCUUGCUAUCCAGCUGCACCUUGUACAUCAGGCUCCAUGUAAUAUUCCUCCUUACCUCUCAAAGAAUGAAUCCAGUCUUGGGGACCUCCUGCUGGGCUUUCUUAAAUACUAUGCUACAGAAUUUGACUGGAACAGUCAAAUGAUUUCAGUUCGUGAAGCCAAAGCCAUUCCAAGGCCUGAUGGUAUUGAGUGGAGAAAUAAAUACAUCUGUGUAGAAGAACCUUUUGAUGGAACAAAUACAGCCAGAGCGGUGCAUGAAAAGCAGAAAUUUGAUAUGAUCAAGGAUCAAUUUUUAAAGUCAUUUCACAGAUUGAAAAACAAAAGAGAUUUGAACACUAUACUACCUUUAAGAACUGCUAUCCUGAAAAGAUAACUGGCCUCUAUUUCUUAAAUUCUUCUGAGAAAUAAAGAACAAGAGUUACAUCAUAAUACAUUUUGUUUACCUCCAUCAUGGUUUCUUUUUAAUUGUUCUUAUUUUCAUGUUUUAUUUUUAAAAGGUCAUACUUAUAUAAAGAUUGCAUAUUUUAUUAUAUCGUUUCCUAAUAAAAUCUUUUGAUUUAAAAAUGUAUUUUUGAAAAUGUUUACAUUGAUGAUUAGUAAUAUUAUGGCACGAAUUUUUAGGCAGUCAAAUAAAAUAUAUUUUGUGAAAUUUCCUGAACCAGUUACAGAUUUUUGAUAUAACUUUAACUGUAUCACAUGCUAAUAAUGGAGUUGUGUGGAAUUUGGGGGAGGGUCUAAUUCAUCAAAGUUAAAAUGUCACCUCUAAUAGAUGAUUUGUUGUUUUAAGUCUGUUAUAAUGAAGUGAAGAUUUGAGUUAGUUUUCAGUUACUUGAAGCAAAGUAAAAUCUAGAUUUCAGUGAAGUCACUGCAGAGUCCUGAAAUACUGGACAGUUGCCCUGUCUUCACUUACCUCCUUGGGACAGACUGAGACCUUUGGUUGUGUCAGUGUAGCAUUUCAGGAAUACUUUCAGAGCUUCCAACGCACUCUUGAGAUUGCUCUAAAUUUUGUGUGGAAACAAUGUGUUUUGCACGAUAGUACAGUAAUGUGAGCACUGACUUUUAAGGUAGUCAUUGAAUUGUUAGUUGGUUCAAAGACUUUGAAAAGAUUGUCUCUUCUGUGCUUCAUGAUAGCAUUAGUGCAAUGUGCAUUUUUGUUUUUCUGCUUUUAUUUUUCCUAUGACAUGAAGCACAAAGUGAAACAUUAAAGUUAAGAUUGUAUCUUAAUUGUAGAAUCAGGAUUUUUUAUGUGCGCUUAUUGGCCCUAAAUUGAAUUUUUUAGGCAGUAAGCCACUACAUUGUGUUUCAGGUAAGACAAAAUUAUAUAAAAAAACAGCAUAAUGUUUAUAAAAUACCUUUUUUAGUAUUUUCCAUGUGAAGCAGUGGUGCCUGCUAAACAAAAACUAGUGUUAAAGUUGUUUUGACUUAUGUAAAUAUUUGUAUAUUGAUCAAUGCCUGUAAAUUUAAAUAUAAAAAAUACUCUUGAAAACAGUUAACUUUUUCAAAAGGACUACAAACUUCUUUCAGACCUGCUAUAGAACAGUUUGUACCUCUAAUGAGUUAAAUUUUUGCAGGCCAACCCAAAAGUUAUGACCUGCUUUCAUUUGACUUGUAUGAGAUACAUAUUUUCAUUUUCUUAAUCUUUAAAUUUUUGUAUGUCAAAUAGAAUAAAGUUUAUAUAUGGAGAUUGUUGAAGUGUUUCCCUUACAGUGAAAAUGUUUGCUUCUGAAAUAAGAUUGAGGCUAUAAUUACCUAGAAAUUAUUUAAAUCUGUUAUGCUUCAUUAUUUAGGCUAAAACAGAGGGUCUGGGAAUUAAGUUCACUUGUGGUCAAGUUAAAUAGACACAUCACUGCAUUUCUUUGGCGUUCUUAGGAAUGAAGAUUUUCACAUGGGUGAAUUUUUAAAAUUAUAUAUAAAAUCUUUGGAUGCAGUUGAA